Molecule: messenger RNA, 1413 nt
Organism: Cynara cardunculus var. scolymus (artichoke)
Lineage: Eukaryota; Viridiplantae; Streptophyta; Magnoliopsida; Asterales; Asteraceae
Product: histidine-rich glycoprotein
Exons: 3
Coding region: 262-1224 (320 amino acids)
Source: RefSeq, a predicted model, not a curated record
GAGAGAGAAGCUGGUAGGGAAGAAAUUCGAAAUCGUGACUGCUUUUGCUUAUCAAGAGCGAAGCGCCCGAUCCAAUUUCCCACUUUCUUCUUCCCGAUUCGUUUCAGAUUCUUUCACAGAUUGGUGGAUAGCACGCUUACAAGUUUGGGAUUUUGUUUUCUAAAGGAAUCUCAAACUUUGGUGUAUUGGCUAUUCAAAUAAGAUGCACUCCCGGUCAUCAUCAUACCAUAAUGCAGGUAUUGAUUUGGUUUUUACAUCUGAAUGGACUGCAAGACAUUUAUCCAGUUGGUUGAAGAGAAAAAGAAGCGUGUAUUGGAAAAGAAAGAAGCCCCUUUGAAAUGGCAGCAGAAGCUUGAAGCUGCUGUUGAAGCCAAUUCAAGGAAAUUGAAGACUGUAAAGCACAAGAGAAGAUCCAUCUCAGUAUCUGAUAGCGACAGCAAAAGUGAAAGCAGCGAGGAGGUCAGAAAAUCGAGGAAGAAGACCCACAAGAAGCAUAGGAAGCACGAAAAGAGAUCAAAACGGAAGCCAAAGAGGAGAUCUUCGAGUUCAAGUGAUGAUAGUGAUGACUCGAUUGAAAGUGAAUCAGAGGAUCGCAGGAAGAGGCGAGUGCAUAAGAAGCAUAGACAUCAUCAUCACUCGAGAUCAGACUCUGAUAAUUCAGAGACCGAUGAUUCAGAGGAUGAAGGUGCCUUGAAGCAGAGGAGACACUCAAAGCAUCACAAACAUCAUAGACAAAUGAGAUCAAGGGAUUCAGAUUCUUCAAGUGAUGAAUAUGAUGGUGCAACAAGGAAGAGAAGGCAUUCAAGGCAUCAUCAUCAUCAGAAACGUCAUAGACGUUCAGACUCCAGUGAUUCAGAUGCUUCUAGCUUUGAAGACGCUGUUAAAAGGCACCACAUGAAGCGCCAUAAGCAUCAUCGCAGGUCCCAUAGCCAUGAACCCAAGUCUGACCCUGAUAGGAGAAGCCGAUCACUGGGUAAGUCGUCUGAUGAUAAUUGUGAAGAAACAGGUAGAAGAAAUGGGCAUAACAAGGAUCAUCAUCACCGCCACCACCACAACCACAAAGAUGGAUCUGACCACUACCACAACAACCACAAAGAUGGAUCUGAUGAACCACAGGACAGGAGUAACGAGCCCCAGAAUGAACCUGAGCUGAACGGAAGGUGUCCUGUAACAGAAAAUCCGAGUGGUGAAAGCGAUGGAGUGGAAGAGGGUCAGAUUGUUUAGGUUUGUUAUUAGAAAUGAAGCUGUUCUUCCAUGCUUUUUUACCUGAAAACUUGUGUUCUUUUAUGAUCUUGAAACCUAGCAACUCACCAACCUUAAAACUUAUCCGGUUUAUUAUUCCUUAACCUUGUUCUUUUGAUGAUGAAUUUAUUGUGCCUUAAACGUGUUCUUUUGAUGAUGAUGCAACUUAUC